Oryzias latipes (Japanese medaka) is the source of this 708-nucleotide messenger RNA. Its product is annotated as putative defense protein 3. NCBI's taxonomy places the organism in Eukaryota, Metazoa, Chordata, Actinopteri, Beloniformes, Adrianichthyidae. The record is from RefSeq and is a predicted model, not a curated record. Gene Ontology annotation, cellular component: membrane.
GGUUCGCCAUAGGGCUCAGUUCCACAGUAGUUUUCAAAGCUCAGUCUGAUGAAGAUGUUACUCCUUCCGUAUGUUAUCCUACAAGUUUUCCACGCUGUCCAGGGGUACCCCAACGGUGCUCCCACAGGUGCCUGUGAGGAUAUGUUACCCCGGCAUGUAGGAGUGUUGCCUCAGCCUUCACCAGCUCCCUACUCCCUUCUGACCAACAGUAGAACUUUUGAAGCAGGCAAGCCUAUAACAGUGACCAUUAAAGGACCGGACUACAGGGGGGUUCUCCUUGAAGCCCGGACAGAUGGCAGCACGAAUGCCCUGGGGAGCUGGAGUCUUCCUCCUCCCGACACAAAAUUCCUUCAGUGCACAGGGAAUCCUCAAGGUGCCGUGACUCAUGCCAACACCAACGUGAAGGGAAACAGCACUGUGUAUAACUGGGUACCACCAAGUAUUACGAGCCCUGUUUACUUUGUUGCUACAAUCGCACAGCAGCGCACAGUUUACUGGAUAAAUGUGAGGUCCGCCACCCUGACUCGUGGAACAACAGCUGGCCUUGGUCUGGCUACGGAUGCAAGUACCACAAUGGCUGAACAGAAAUCUUUCCUUCUCUUUGCGACAUGCUUUUUGGUGUUACAGCUUCUGGGUUAAAUAAGAAUCAUCUUUGCCAUUCUGUGUUCACCCCUUUUAAAAAUGAAUAAAAUAAAUAAAUAAAUACUC